GCGAGCCAUGAGCCGGCUCCGGGUUGCACGCCUCAAGCCGUUGGAGCUUCUGCUGUCGCUGCUACCGCUGCUGCUCGGGACGCGGCCCCACGGCAGUCCAGGCCCACUGCAGUGCUACAGCGUCGGCCCCUUAGGAAUCCUGAACUGCUCUUGGGAACCUCUGGGCGACCUGGAGACUCCACCUGUGCUGUAUCACCAGAGUCAGAAAUACCAUCCCAAUAGAACCCAGGCAGUGAAGGUGCCUUCCGGACAGAGCUGGGUGACCAUUCCCCGGAAACAGCUCACCACAGCUGACAAACUCCUCAUCUGGGGGACACAAGAGGGAAAACCUCUCUGGUCCCCUGUCUUUGUGAACCUGGAGACCCAAAUGAAGCCAGACACCCCCCAGAUCUUCUCUCAUGUGGACAUUUCUGAGGAAGAAACCCUGGAGGCCACUGUGCAGUGGGCACCGCCCGCGUGGCCACCACAUAAAGUUCUCAUCUGUCAGUUUCAGUACAAGGAAUGCCGGACUGACAAGUGGACCCUGCUGGAGCCACACCUGAAGACAGACAUGCUGACUCCUGUUGAGAUGCAGAACCUGGAACCUGGCACCAGCUACCAGGUGUCAGGCCGCUGCCAGGUGGAGAACGGGUAUCCAUGGGGUGAGUGGAGUCCGGACCUGUCCUUCCAGACUCCGUUCUUAGCUCCAGAAGAUGUAUGGGUAUCGGGGACCGUCUGCGAAACAUCUGGCAAACGAGCAGCCCUGCUUGUCUGGAAGGACCCAGGACCCUGUGUGCAGGCGACUUACACAGUCUGGUUUGGGGUUGGAGAUAUUACUACCACUCAAGAAGAGGUCCCGUGCUGCAAGUCCCCCAUCCCCGCACGGAUGGAGUGGGCUGUGGUCUCUCCUGGCAACAGCACCAGCUGGGCGCCUCCCACCAACCUGUCUUUGGUGUGCUUGGCUCUGGAAUCUGCCCCCCAUGAUGUGGGAGUCAGCAGUGCUGACAGGAGCCCAGGGAUAACGGUGACCUGGAAACAAGGGACUGGAAAGCCGUGGGAGUACGUGGUAGACUGGGCUCAAGAUGGUGACAGCCUGGACAAGCUCAACUGGACCCGCCUCCCCGCUGCAAACCUUAGCACUGUGUUACCAGGGGAGUUCGAAGGAGGGGUCCCCUAUCGGAUCACAGUGACUGCCGUGUACGCUGGGGGGUUAGCUGUUGCACCCUCAGUUUGGGGAUUCAGAGAGGAAUUAGUACCCCUUGCUGGGCCAGCAGUUUGGCGACUCCCAGAUGACCCCGCAGGGACACCUGUUGUAGCAUGGGGAGAGGUCCCAAGACGUCAGCUCCGCGGCCGAGCUACUCACUACACCUUCUGUAUACAGAGCAGGGGCAUCCCCACAGUCUGCACGAACGUGAGCAGUCAAACCCAGACUGUCCCUCUGCCCAACCUUCACUCGGGUUCCUUCAAGCUGUGGGUGAUGGUGUCCACCGUUGCAGGACAGGGCCCACCUGGUCCCAGCCUUUCACUUCACCUACCAGAUAACAGGAUCAGGUGGAAAGUCCUGCCCUGGGUUCUGUCUCUGUGGGGCUUGCUGAUGAUGGGCUGUGGCCUGAACCUGGUCACUACCAGCCAUAUGUUUGCCACCGGGUCCCUGCCGGCCAGGUGCUUACACCAGCGACACAAGUUGCUUCCCCAAUGGAUCUGGGAGAGGGUUCCUGACCCCGCCAACAGCAGUUCUGGGCAACCUUACAUAAAGCUUCUAUCUCCCCAGGAGGUGAGACUGCCUCAGCCACCCAAGGAUGGACCCAUCUUGGAGGUAGAGGAGAUGGAGCUACGGCCUGUGACGGAGUCCCCGGAAGCCUCUGCCCCCCUUUUCUCUGGAUAUGAGAAACACUUCCUGCCCACACCAGAGGAGCUGGGCUUUCUGAGGCCUCCAGCCCCUAGGAGCUAGCCUGUUCUACUUCAGGCUAGGGGCUGCAUCCCUAUGUUGGGUUAGACUUUUUUUAGGUUUAGCUUUUUGAGACAGGAUCUCACCAUGGCUGGCCUGGAACUCACAGAGACUCACCUGGUUCUGCCUUCCAAACACUGAACAGCAAGGAGUGCGCCUCCUGCCCAGA
Molecule: messenger RNA, 2096 nt
Organism: Apodemus sylvaticus (European woodmouse)
Lineage: Eukaryota; Metazoa; Chordata; Mammalia; Rodentia; Muridae
Gene: Il27ra
Product: interleukin 27 receptor subunit alpha
Exons: 14
Coding region: 8-1930 (640 amino acids)
Biological process (GO): cytokine-mediated signaling pathway; positive regulation of activated T cell proliferation
Cellular component (GO): external side of plasma membrane; interleukin-12 receptor complex; interleukin-23 receptor complex
Molecular function (GO): interleukin-12 receptor binding; interleukin-27 receptor activity; interleukin-23 binding
Source: RefSeq, a predicted model, not a curated record